Messenger RNA from Zophobas morio, 2330 nucleotides. RefSeq names its product zinc finger protein 142-like. The record is from RefSeq and is a predicted model, not a curated record. Gene Ontology annotation, biological process: regulation of transcription by RNA polymerase II. Bases 438 to 2213 code for a protein of 591 amino acids. Gene Ontology annotation, molecular function: RNA polymerase II transcription regulatory region sequence-specific DNA binding; DNA-binding transcription factor activity, RNA polymerase II-specific. Lineage: Eukaryota; Metazoa; Arthropoda; Insecta; Coleoptera; Tenebrionidae. The transcript is spliced from 2 exons.
AAGUUCAUCACUGUUAUUACCACCAUAUCUUUAUACUAGACACAAAAUACCCUAUAUGUCACUAAGACUCGAAAAGGAAAAGGCCCCCAUCUGGGGCCCCGUUCUCUAAGCUCUGUAACGUAGUCGCUUUUUGGCUCGUCUUCAAGUGAAAAUAAUUCAAAAUCGCCCCCCUAGUUUCACUUCCAAAAUUAACAACUGUGGCGUUUGGUGAUAACGAUGACAGUUAGAUAAUACAAGUUUACAAUUUCUGGAAUUAUUUGUAGUGGAAAACUAUUUCAUUUCCAACAAUUGUGCCUGAUUUUCGCUGGUACGAGAAAAUACAUGGAAAACAAAUUUAUGACGUAAAAAUGUUAGGUUAGGACUGCAACAUUACUUGAAACAUUUUUUUAUUUCCAAUUUUAACCCUAGUUCGACGAUUUUAGUUGUAGACAACCACAAUGUCAACUUGUCAAUGGAGCGGAUCGUUGUGGAAAAACGUCCACAGAUGUAAACUAUGCCCCUAUUUCACAACAUCGCUUUUCUUUAUGGAAAAUCACCUCAAACGACACCCUGUGGAAAAAUUUACAUGCACAAACGUUAAAAUUGAACUCUACCACUGUAAAGAUUGCGAUUUCAAAACGGAACUAACGAUUUUGUUCAAACAACACGUUGCUAAAUAUCACGGCGUUAAGAGCGAAUCUAGUAACGAUUUCCACAUACAAAAUUACGUUUGCGAAAAAUGCGACUUUGAAACAAACCUCUCUUUGAAGUGGCUUCAGCAUGAUUCAGAGUGCACCGAAAUGAAAGAAAAUCUUCACAGUAUAAAAACCGACGAAUCACUUUGGUAUUCUUGUACAGAAUGUACCUACAAAGCUAAACUCAAACGUAAUUUAACCCGUCAUACAGCAAGUCGCCACUUGAACCAUCGCUACGCAUGCGACAACUGUCCGUAUAAAACCAGACACAAGCGGGAUUUAAGAGUCCACAUAAACCGAAUCCACUCUGAUGAACACCACGGUGAAUGGUACAAUUGCGAAAAGUGCCCUUUCCGAACUAGAGCGAAAAGUAAUUUAAGUAGACACAUAAACUGCGUCCACUUGGACGAAGAAGACGUUAAAUGGUACGAAUGCACUGACUGUGCAUUCAAAACUAGGUACAAAAAAUAUUUAAAAACUCACAUAACUGUCAAACAUCUAGACGAAGGAAAAAUUAAGUGGUACAAAUGUGACAAUUGCCCGUACAAGACAAAACUCGCGUCGAAUUUAAGAAGCCACAGACUUUUUCGACAUUUGGACAGAAAAGAAGUGAAGUGGCACGAAUGUGCAACCUGUCCUUAUAAAAGUAUAAGAAGAAAUAAAUUAAAACAGCAUAUAACUCUCCACCAUUUAGAUGUUAAAUCGUUUCAGUGCGAAUUUUGCCCAUACAACACCAAGUUGGAAAGUUACUUGAAAAGUCAUAUGAAGAACCGACACUCAGAUGGACACUGUCCAUCCAGUAAAGAUCAAGUCACUUUAGGAAACCACUUAAAACGUGUUCAUUUACAAGACCAAGACGCCGAAUGGUACACAUGUGACAAAUGUCCAUUUAAAACCACCGUGAAAUACGGCUUAAAAAGACACACAUCCGCGCUACACGUGAACGCAGACGACAUUAAAUGGUACGAAUGCAAACAAUGCCAAUUCAAAGCCACGAAUAAACGAAAUCUGCGACUCCACAACAACGCGAAACACUCAAACGAGAACAAAAUUAAGUGGUACGAAUGCGCGAAUUGUCCAUAUAAAAGUAGAAACUCGUCGCAUUUGAAACGUCACGUGGUUUGUAAACACCUCGACGACGAAAAAGUCGAGUGGUACGAAUGCAAAGAGUGUCCAUUCCGAACCAAGAACAAAAGAAAUUUGCACAAUCACGUCACUGCGAAACAUCUAGCUGAAGAAAAAAUCAGCUGGUACGAAUGCGAAAUGUGUCCAUUCAAAACUAAACGAACGUCGCACUUAAAACAACAUAUAAUUUGUCGACAUAUCGACGAAGAGGAGGUGAAGUGGCACCAAUGCGAAGAGUGCGAUUUCAAGACUAAGCACAGAACGUCGUUGAAGAAACACGUGACUAGGAAACAUCUAGAUGAGGAAAAAGUCAAGUGGUACGAAUGCGAAAAUUGUCCGUUUAAAACUAGUAACACCUGGUAUUUGAAACGUCACGUGAUUUCUCAACAUGUGGAUGAAGACAAAGUCGAGUAGUACGAAUGUAUGAAAUGUAAAAGUAACACAAAAUUGUAUUAAAAAAGCAUCACUUUGUGUAAUCGUUUUCAAUAAAUGCGUCUGAAAUUCCCUAAAUCUGGGGAUAUUCAUUUUCUA